UAUGUAUUAAGAUGUCUGAUACGAGUCAGAUAAACAAGUGAUAGAAAUGUUCGGUGUUAUUUAAGUUAGCUUCUCUUUCGAGUUUCCCGUUCCACCUUAAAUGCUGCAGCGGUUACAUCCUACCGCUUCACCAUUUAAGGUGGAAUGGGAAAAUUCGAAGAAGAAGCUGGCAAAUAAGAAGCCAACGACGGCCUAGUGUGAUAUAACAAGAGCGAGUGUUUUAGAAAUAGUUGUUAUAUGUUGUUAUUUCGUGGUUAUUUAAAUUAUUUUUGAUGUUUUACACUAUCCGAGCUCUUUACUCUUAAGAAUGAAGCAGGAAUAUCAAGACCUCAUCUUGCAAGCCUCUUCUGCUGAGAGCCUACAGAUCGGGGCCAAGAUUCAGACCCUGUGGAGCGGCUACGGUCAGAUAGUGAGGGUCCACUUGCAAGGCUGCGACCGGCCAUCUGUAGUGGUCAAACAUGUGAUGUUCCCUCAGGAGUCUAAACACCAUCCAGGAGGCUGGAACACGGACAUCUCUCACCAGCGCAAGGUCAGGUCCUACCAGGUUGAAACUCACUGGUACCAGAACUACAGCACCAAUGAGCACUGCCGGAUCCCUGAAUGUCUCGCGGCGCAGUCGUAUGGUGACGAGCAACUGAUUGUUCUAGAAGAUCUGGAUGCUGCUGGUUUUCCGGAAAGGAGAAGCAGCGUACGGGAUGCAGAGAUAAAAGCAUGUCUCCGAUGGCUCGCCAACUUCCACGGCCUGUUCCUGGACGUGUCUCCACAGGGUCUUUGGCCGGUGGGAACAUACUGGCACUUGGAGACUCGUCCGGACGAGCUGGAGGCCAUGGGAGAUCAGAAGCUGAAGGCGGCUGCAGGAGAGAUCGACGCAGUGCUGAACCGCUGCCGCUUUAAGACCAUUUUACACGGAGACGCCAAACUGGCCAACUUCUGCUUCUCUAAGGACGGCACACACGUGGCUGCCGUGGACUUCCAGUACGUCGGGGGAGGCUGUGGCAUGAAGGACGUGAUCUAUUUCCUUGGGAGCUGCAUGGAUGAGCGAGCGUGUGAGAAGAAAGUGCCAAGCUACCUGGACUUCUACUUCUCAGAGCUGAGAAGCGCCAUGAGCGAGAGGGUGAAUUUCACGGAGCUGGAGGAGGAAUGGCGAGGUCUGUUCGCCUUCGCGUGGACCGACUUUCACCGCUUUCUUCUCGGCUGGAUGCCGGGACACCACAAGGUCAACAAGUACAGCAAGAGGCUUGCACAGGACGUCCUCAGAAAACUCAGUCAGAGUUCAGACAGAGGGAAGUGAAGCAGCAACCACCUCUACUAGAACAUUUUAACUUUCACAAAGUGAAAAAUGUCUCCCUCCCAAGUUCUUUUACACUUUUAAAGUGACCUCAUGUCUCAUUGACAAUCAUGGUUCUCUAAAGAACCACCCAUUAAAAGGGUUUUAAAAGUGUCGUCAUGCUUGUGAUGCUAUUAAAAAAACAUUCUAACCUCACAAAACUAUAAUAAACUGUAGGAACACUAAAACCUGCAACAGAUGUAUUAUCUAAGAGUUUGUUAAUGGCUGUUAAUAGUUAUAUAAUGGUUACAUGUUCCUUAAUAAACAGUUUAGUUUAAAUUAGUAGCCCUUAUGACUUACAAAUAAUCAAUCAUCAUUUGGAAUAAAAAAAAAAAACCUUAAUCAUUCAUUAUAUUUUGCUUAAUUAAUUUGUAAUGUAGUUUUUUAAAAUACUCAUAACUUGAAAUAUUUAGCUUUUACUUAAUUGAAAUGGCAAAAAUUCAAAAUCAGUUUGUAAAACUGCUUAAUAAUGUUUUAAAUUAAAAUAAUCUUGCUCAUUUGUGAUGCGUAACUUGUAACACGUAGUUAAUCACUAAGUGGUGGAUGUACUUUUUAAACAAAAGUGAUCAUUAAUUGGAACUCUAUAUAUAGUGCAGGAAUUUGUAUAUAAAGAUAUAUUGUACUUUAUUAAAUGCAUUUACAGUGCUUUUAUUAUUUGCAGGUCACUAAGGAAAUGGUUAAUAGUUCAAAUGAUAGCACUUAUUAAUGGACAAAACAUAUAGAAUUAUUAACUGCCAUUAACAAACUAUUAGAUACAUUUCUAUUCAUAAAGUUAUAUUUAUUUCACCUUUCAUAGAUAUGGUGCAUUUUGAUGUGCUAAGAAAUGAAUAAAAGAUAAAAAAAUAACCGUAGUCAUUCAUACAUAUACUUGGAAUAUCAAAAAACCACUGAAGAACUGUUUUAGGUUUGUUUUGACCAAUCAAAUUUCAAUUUCUUGAAUCAAUUGAAAACACAAAGAAACUCAGCUAGAGCUGUGAUUGGUCAGGAUGGUUGCAGUACAAUGCUGUGAUUGGCCAGAGGCCUUAUUUACAUAUUGUAAAGUAUUCUGCAAUAUUAGUAUUGCACUAAUAGUUAACAAACGCUAAAUUUUGAAGUCCUGACCAUCAUCACUGUGUUGAAAAGACACUGGAGUAACACUGAGGACUGUAUUACUAUACUUUAUUUAAUAACGUUCACUGUGACUCAUAAGAAUCACUGUGUUUUAUUUGUGGUGCGUACUGCACAAAUAAAGCUAUUUUAAAAGUGGCAAUAUUUAAAAAUUUUAAUAAAACAGACAUGAUGUGCAUUUUCAUACCUGCAAA
Messenger RNA from Pygocentrus nattereri (red-bellied piranha), 2628 nucleotides. RefSeq names its product protein kinase-like domain containing (gene pkdc). The coding region runs from base 308 to 1291 and encodes 327 amino acids. The record is from RefSeq and is a predicted model, not a curated record. NCBI's taxonomy places the organism in Eukaryota, Metazoa, Chordata, Actinopteri, Characiformes, Serrasalmidae. The transcript is spliced from 2 exons.